AAUGAGUGAGACGAUUCAGCUGGAGAUAGGCGGGCGCUAGGACCUGCGCGCCCCCGACAGAGAUCCGCUCGAUGAGAGCGGCUCGAGUGUGGAGAGGCUGUCGACUGCGCACGGCUUCAUCCUCGCCAUCAUCAUCGCCAUCAUCACCAGUGCGCGCAUCAGCGACAGAAGACUGAUCCCAGACGCGCUCCAGAGCUGCACAUGAUGCGCAGGGUUCGGGCCAACGCCAUCCUCAUCCUCACCGUGGCCUGGAUCCUGGGCACCUUUUAUUACCUGUGGCAGGACAGCAAAGCAUUCUCAUCCUCCCAGCUGAAGAAAUCUGCCUCCGGGAGGUUGGAGGAGCGUACUCUGCCUCUCAUCGUGACCCAUGCACCGAACGGCGAGCAAGCGGGUCAGCUUUUGGGCUUGUUUGAUGAAAAGGCUUUUCUAGCCAGUAAGCAGCUGAAAGCUGGUCAAGAUCCAUACAGAGAACAUGCGUUUAACCUGCAAGAGAGCGACCGGCUGGGCAGCGAGCGCGCCAUCAGAGAUACGCGACAUUAUAGAUGUGCGUCCGUGCUCUUUGACCCUGACUUGCCGCCCACCAGCAUCAUCAUCACGUUUCACAACGAGGCACGCUCCACCCUGCUGCGUACUAUUAAAAGUGUGUUGACGAGAAGCCCAGCUCAUCUGAUUCAGGAGAUCAUUCUGGUGGAUGACUUUAGCUCUGGCCCUGAAGACUGCCGGCUGCUCUCUCAGAUCCCGAAGGUGCGCUGUCUGCGCAACGAACGCAGAGAAGGUCUCAUCAGGUCUCGUGUGAGAGGAGCGUCGGCGGCCUCAGCCUCCAUCCUGACGUUCCUGGACAGUCACUGUGAGGUGAACACAGACUGGCUCCAGCCCAUGAUCCAGAGAGUUAAAGAGGAUCACACUCGUGUCGUCAGUCCUAUCAUUGAUGUCAUCAGUCUGGAUAACUUUGCCUAUCUGGCCGCCUCUGCAGACCUGAGGGGAGGAUUUGACUGGAGUUUACAUUUCAAGUGGGAGCAAAUUCCUAUAGAACAGAAAAUGGCAAGAAAUGACCCCACUCAACCAAUAAGGACUCCAGUCAUUGCUGGAGGAAUCUUUGUAAUGGAUAAAGGCUGGUUCAACCACCUGGGCCAGUAUGACACUCACAUGGACAUAUGGGGUGGUGAGAAUUUUGAGCUGUCGUUCAGAGUGUGGAUGUGUGGCGGCAGUCUGGAGAUUCUGCCCUGCAGUCGCGUCGGACACGUCUUUAGGAAACGUCACCCCUAUGACUUCCCAGAGGGCAAUGCGCUCACCUACAUCAAGAACACACGGCGAGCCGCUGAGGUCUGGAUGGACGAUUAUAAGCAGUAUUACUAUUCUGCCAGACCUUCGGCACAGGGCAAGGCCUUCGGGAGUAUUGCAGAUCGUCUCACACUAAGACGGAAGUUGAACUGUAAUUCAUUUCGCUGGUAUCUUGAGAACGUCUACCCUGAGCUCAAAAUUCCAGAGCAGGAAGCUCCAUACAGUCUCCUGAAACAGAACAGCUUGUGUCUGGAGAGUCACGGCACAGACAGUCUGGGUUUAGCUGAGUGUAAGAGUGUGCCAUCCAUACCUGCUUCACAGAAGUGGACUCUGAUUGAACCGCUGAUCCAUCAAAAUGAUCUGUGUUUGGCCAUCACAGCUUUCACUGCAGGGUCAAAGGUCAGACUGGACCCCUGCAACUCCAAAGAGUCGAAACAGAAAUGGAGGCCCAGGGGUCCAGCAUUGCAGCAUAUGAUCAGCGGCUUGUGUCUGGAUAGCCAGCCCCCCUCGGGCCCACCGGUCAUAGCACAGUGCCGCCCGCAAAUGUCCAGCCAAUCCUGGGAGCCGCAGCUGAUCACCUGACUCCCAUGAAAAGCGCAUGCGGAAGGAGGGGAAAGGGGAGGAGUCACAUAAGGUUGCUGAACUCGAGGGGCUGUAUGACCCGGAGGAAAACGUUUGCGCUGUUUUAGUUAAAGGUGCCGCUUUCAGAAGAAUCCAUCACAGCCUUGUCCAGAUCCAGUUUCAUCAUGGAAUAGCCGGAGAAAUCAACAAAUCGAAUACCAAGAGGCGACAUUCCCAGUUUUCCAUUUUCCAGACAUGGCUGUGGAGUUCACAAGACGCUGGUUUUGUCAGUUUACAGGAGUGCUUUGUGACACCUUGUUUUUUUUCCUGAACGUUGUGUUAAGUUAUCAAAAGCGAGAGAAUAGAUGUAUAUAAAUGCCUCAGACCCGCGAGCUGUAUAUUUCCUCAUUCCCACCAACACUGCGGCGUCUGCAGCACAGGCUUUAAUAUCUCUUCUCAUGGGGUCGGAAUUGUGUCUUCAUCACUGUGGAAGGGUUUCUGCUUGAUUCGUUCAGUAUUACAGUGGGAUAAAGUGCAAUUCCUUGUGACUGCAUCUACCAUGGAAACACAUUCAGCACCAGCAAGACUUUUAGAGGUUUAUAAUAAACAAAAGUCAAAGAUUAGCUGUAGCGAGCUGGCUUACAGGGGGUUUCUGCCUCCUUGGUGGGCCAAAAAUGUCUGCUGAAGGCUUAAAUUGCAGGGAAACACAAUGAGAUGAGUACAUGGGUGCAAAACGCUUGUAAAGAGCUUUUUUCUGCAUGGUACUGUACAUCGACACAACAAACAGGCAUUUGCUAACAUGUCAAGCCCAAAGACUGUUUUCUUCUGUCUUAUUUGUUUGCUGUUUGGAUCUUUGUAUUCACUUGAAGCCAACGGUUUUUCAUUUUCAACAUGUGCUAGAUAAAUAAAGACUAUUGUCAAAAACAGACAACAAUCCAAAAAAUCUUGUCCACGUUUUCUUUAUGCAUUAAU
Messenger RNA from Triplophysa rosa, 2814 nucleotides. RefSeq names its product UDP-N-acetyl-alpha-D-galactosamine:polypeptide N-acetylgalactosaminyltransferase 16 (gene galnt16). Lineage: Eukaryota; Metazoa; Chordata; Actinopteri; Cypriniformes; Nemacheilidae. Gene Ontology annotation, cellular component: Golgi apparatus. The transcript has 15 exons. Bases 202 to 1863 code for a protein of 553 amino acids. The record is from RefSeq and is a predicted model, not a curated record.